Stegostoma tigrinum is the source of this 4079-nucleotide messenger RNA. It is a transcript of the gene tnmd, whose product is annotated as tenomodulin. Lineage: Eukaryota; Metazoa; Chordata; Chondrichthyes; Orectolobiformes; Stegostomatidae. The coding region runs from base 86 to 1009 and encodes 307 amino acids. The transcript has 7 exons. The record is from RefSeq and is a predicted model, not a curated record. Gene Ontology annotation, biological process: negative regulation of endothelial cell proliferation; negative regulation of angiogenesis.
UCUGGAUUUGAGGAAUAAAAGCCUCGUUUGCUCGAUGCUUGUGAAUAAUUUGUGAUUCAGGCUGUCGGACCAGGGUCUUCAAAUAAUGGCAGAGAAACCAAACCCAGAGGGGCACCACUUAGCUGCAGAUGUCUUUGCUGCGAAAGGCAAACGCGUCCACCGCUGGAGCUAUGUGAAGUUUGUCACACUGCUGGCUCUGAUGGUUAUUUUGCUACUGCUCGGUUCGUUUGGUGCUCACUACUGCUGGGAGCAGAGGGAGAGCAAGGUUUAUGACGUACUUUAUCGAAUAAACAUCAAUGGUACCAUCAAAGAAAGUUUAAUGAAGAUUGAUGCGGUAAACAGCUUUGAGACAUUCAGAACCGGAAAUGGUAGUGAAGAAUCUGUAGAAAUUCAUGAUUUUAAAAGUGGACUAACAGGGAUAUGGUUCGCUGGAGGAGAAAAAUGCUACAUCAAAAGACAAAAUAAAAUUAUUCUUCCCAAUACCGCACCUAUCAAGAAUGAUGAAGAAUUGAUUGGUCUGCAAGAUGAAAUUAUGCCAGUGAAGUUCGACGAGGCUGUUGUUUGGGUGGCAGCUGAACAACCAAUUAAGGACCAACGUUUUCUGCUGAAUUCAAAAGUCUUGGAAGUGUGUGGAAAUCUUCCAAUUUAUUGGCUUCGUCCAUCAUAUUUGAAAGACCCAGGAUUUUACGAUUUUGGAGAACCAGAGAAUGCUGAAGAAGAUGCAUUCACUGAACACUCGGACACUGAAGCCAACAGAAAACGCCUAUCACGUUCAGUGGAUGAUGAUCUGCAUGACUAUAGAGAACAUGGGCUCUACAUUGAUCCUUGGUAUGACCAGAAUGGAUUCUGUUGUGCUGAAUGUCACCGUGGACAUCGAUAUUGCCAGCGAGUCUGUGAACCUCUCGGUGGCUACAUGCCAUAUCCUUACCACUACCGAGGUUGUCGUGUUAUUUGCCGGAUUAUCAUGCCAUGCAAUUGGUGGGUUGCACGCAUCCUGGGGAGGGUAUAAAAUCAGUUCUCUGCAAUAAGUGUGUCAGCGGACUUCAGUGCCUGUUGCAGCUUCUUUCGUUGUCCCUCCUGCAAAAUGUCUAGGUCUUUGAAUCUGAUUGCCAACAACAUUAAAACGUAUUACCUGUUCUAAUUAAAGAAGGAAUUCUAACAUUCCACUUUCCUUUAAGAAUAUCGCAAGGAAGAUCAGACAUUGCAGCUUUGAACAACAUUUUUUUCAUUUUCUGUAUGAUUUAACAUUUGAUUAACUGUGUGGGAGUAUGUUUAGUUUAUGGCUGACAGCUAAUGUUCUUUCAUGAACCCCAAGUUUGUGCAUCUCAUCGAGUAUCAAACACCUAAUAUUCUGAUUCAGAAGAAUUGCAGGCUGUUAUCUAUUUUAGAAUUUUUAUUUCAAUGUAAACUUUCCAUGCAGUUGCCAAAGUCUUUGAACAAGAGAAUACAUUAAAGUAUGUGACAAAGGAACAUAAUUUCUCAAGUACUGAAAUUAAUUUAGUCCUGUGGAGAAUCUCAACAUAGGUCACUAUGAACAAACUACACCCACACAACAAAACUCAUUACGUUUUUUUUCUUUUAAAUAUUAAACUUUGUAAACAUUAAUCAUAGAAUUUUUCAUGUUGUCCACAUAAAGGUUCUCUUCAGGCAGCAGGGCACAAGUUACAAAAUAUAUACGUACUUAAUCAUAAUUUGCUAAUGGAAAAUUAUCUUUUCUACCACUUGUGGUGUUAUCUUUGGUCCCUCACUGCACAGCUUAAAAAAACAAGAUCAUCUUCAUUGUAAAUGUAUUGCAUUCUUAAUCUGGAAUUUCUGAAAUAUCACAAUCCAUUAUUAUUUUCUCUAUGCGUUUCAUAUUGGUCAAUCGUUGUAGGAACAUUUUGUACUUAGAAUGGUGUCUUUAUGAUUCCACAAAACUAAUAAAUCUAUCUAUUCAUAAAAAAUAAAACAAACUUUAGCUUCUCUCAACUUGGCAUAUUUUUCGAUCCCUUUCACACUUCAUAUGUCUCACAUACAAGGUAAGGUUCAUUGCAGAGAGGUAAAGUUGAUCAUUGACGAGACAAAGAGAAAUGACUUUCUUAUGACCUCCAAUUGACUUGAUGAUCUGCUAAAAGCAGUUAGUCUCCAAUUAGCCUGGGCGAACAAGCAAUUACACUUCAUGGCUGUAAUAGGGACAGACUGAGCUAUACAUAACUGGUUUUAGCAGCAGAAUUUGUGGAUUAUUUGUAGGAUCAUUUUAAUGAGAAAUUGUCAAGAUGUGAUGGGCUGCUGUUUUACAGCCUGUCUGGUUUUGCCUUCUCUCGUGCUGGUGUCCUACCUCUGAGCCAAAAGACCUACAUUCAAGUCCCAUCUGCUUCAGAGGUGGGUCAGAACGGUUUGAUUAAAAACAUCUAGAAAGUAAAUCCUCUGUUAGCAGCCCAGAGCCAUUUGUAAUUACCAGGAAAUGCAGGUUUUAUUAAAACUACUGAUAUGUUUUUAAUAUUACUUGAUAUUAUUAUUUUGAUUUAGAGUCCUGCUAUUAUGCUUAAAGUCACCUGUCAUGAAGGAUUAAAUGGAGACAAGAAACCAUUAGACCAGUAAUAAAUUUAACCCAUCUUGAUCAUUCUCAAUUCCAAUGAAAAAUACAUCGUGCACAAACCAGGCCAUGUUCACUGUAGGUAACCAAGCUGCCUCAGUAACGGAAUUAGUGAAAAAUAGGUUGAAACAAGUCGGGGAUUACAAAAAAACUACUGGAUCACAGGUAUUGACCAAAUAGGCUAUUUACACAAUAAUAGUGUUGUUAAAGUAGAUUUUGUGGAUAACAGACUCACUUUUUUAAAAAAAAUGAGUACUAUUUGAAUUGUAUCCUUCAGCAAUCAGCAACAUUCUGUAGACGUGCUGUAGCAUUUUCCAUAGUCCAGAGAUUGAGCUGAAAAAAAGUUACUUCAUGUUCCCAAAGGUCAAUUGUCACAACACAUGCAUGUUCAGCCUCUUGCAUGUAUAAUGCUUAUAGCAGCUUUUGAAAAUGCAAUCAGUUCAGCAUUCCUCAUUGGUGGGAAUUAAGAGCCAUUACAUUUCCACUAUAGAAUGCACUAGUGUUUUGAAAUGAAUUAAAACUGAAUAAGCCACCAUGAUUUCUAAAGCACUGUAAUUGCUGUCUUUGUUCAAAAUAGAUAUGAUUGAAGUUACUUUUGCAACCAGCACACUUGAAAGGUGAUGUGAGCUCAAAUCCGUAGAAUGAAUCAUUUUUUGACAGUGCCUCAGAAUUCCAAGCCAGAAUAAGUUAAGACAUAAUUGAAUUGUUUAAUGUUAAAUAAAGGAUUUUUAUUCCACAUGAAUAUUCAGUUUUUUCUAACAUCUAGAAAUGAACAUCCCUCAUGAACCGCAAAAUCACAUCUACCUUUUGUUCAGCACCAGCCUCAUCCAUUGAAAGCUCAAAAGAAUUCAAAAUGACAGCAGUUCAGGGCAGGGUUCUCGGUUUUAGUUUGAGACUCUGGCUUCAUGUGAGGAUCACAAUCUUGCAGUAUGUGGGAAACAGUCAACCUGCAGUGAUUUUCCCAGAACAGGCCAAUUAGUGGGUAAGAAACCUCACAAUCCAAUUAAGCAUGCCAGGCUAGCUUGCAAGGCUGGAAAGCCAAUAAGACACCCUACUGCUCUGUGGUACUCUGUUCAUAUCAUAUUUGGGUUUGCUUUGAUUGGCUCAUCUCCCUCAUUCUUGAGAUUCAUGUAGCUUCCCAUUGUAACAACAACUGAAACACCAUGCACGUGGUACAUGCACUGUGUAAAGGUCCAGUACUCAUGCAAUAUACCACUGCACUCAUUAAGAUCCUUGCUUCAUUCGCCUUUUAAAAACUUAUACGAAGCACAAAUCCAAUUGAGAGAGUGCAGAUGGUACAAUAGUUGGGUUUGUAUUUUCAUUCACAGCCUUCUUACAUAACAUCAAUUCAUUUAAGUCCAACGCAGUGCUUUAGAAGGAACCAAACUAAUGUACACUAUACAGUAUCAUAAAGAUAUUUUAAUUGCAUGUAUUUAAAGUUAUCUGAAAAAUGUAUAAUGUUGCACUGCAUGGAUUAAUAAAGUUCAUAACAAAGGUGCAAGAA